AUGAAGCUUUUCGUGUUUUGGCUAGCAUGUGCUUUUUCUCUUCUAGCUUCUUCCUUGGCUUCUGCUGCUACAGUGGAACAUACUUUCAAUGUGCAAAACAAGACUAUCAAACGUUUGUGCAAAGAGCAAGUGAUUGUCACAGUCAAUGGACUUUUCCCUGGCCCAACGAUAAGUGUCAGGGAAGGUGAUACUGUGAUUGUUCACGUAUUCAACAAGUCACCCUACAAUAUCACCAUUCAUUGGCAUGGAGUACGUCAGCUCUUUACUGCCUGGGCAGAUGGUCCUGAAUAUAUAACUCAAUGCCCAAUUAGUCCAGGAAAAAAUUAUACCCAUAAAUUCAACGUGACAGAUCAAGAAGGAACAUUAUGGUGGCAUGCUCACACGUCUUUUUUACGUGCCACAGUUCAUGGUGUUUUCAUUAUUCGCCCUCGUUCGGGUCGAUUUCCAUUUCCUAAACCUUACAAGCAAGUUCCAAUAAUAUUAGGUGAUUGGUUUAACGGUAAUAUUAUGGAUAUUGUGACCCAAAUACUUGCCACCGGCGGCUUAAGAAUAUCUGAUGCCUUCACCAUCAAUGGUUUGCCCGGUGAUCUCUUCAAUUGUUCUCAAAAUCAGACAUACAAACUAAGGGUGAAGCGAGGAAAGACGUACUUGUUACGAAUGGUCAACGCUGCACUCAAUAACAAUCUUUUCUUCAAGAUAGCCAAUCACAAGUUCACAGUUGUUGCUGUUGAUGCUACAUACACGAAAAAAUAUGUAACCGACGUCAUUGUCAUAGCCCCUGGCCAGAGCGCUGAUGUGCUUUUAAAAGCUGACCAACCCAUAGGUUCAUACUACAUGGCUGCUUCUCCUUACGUUGUUGGCGAACCGCUGCCGCUCUUUGAUAAGACGACAACUCGGGGCAUUGUCGUUUACCACGGUGACAAAACAUCAUCGAAGCCUGUGAAGGUAGCACUACCACCCUUCAACGACACGCCAACAGCUCACAAAUUCUUCAGUAACAUAACUGGCUUGGUGGGGGGCCCACAUUGGGUCCCUGUCCCACUUGAGGUGGAUGAGCACAUGUUCAUCACCGUUAACGUAAACAUACAAAGGUGUCCCGCGAAUGCCACGUGUCAAGGUGCACUCCAACAGAAAUUCUCUUCAAGCAUGAACAACGAGUCCUUUGUGCUUCCCAUUGGGAGAGGGUUCUCUAUAAUGGAGGCAUUCUUUCACAACGUGAGUGGUGUGUACACUUCAGAUUUCCCUGACAACCCUCCAGUGGUUUUUGAUUUCACAAACCCCAAAAUCAGUUUGAACCCGAACCUUUUAUUUGCUCCAAAAUCAACCAAGGUGAAGAAACUCAAGUUUAAUUCAACGGUGGAGAUUGUGUAUCAAAAUACAGCCAUUUUGAAUGCGCAAAGCCAUCCCAUGCACAUUCAUGGUUUUAAUUUCCAUGUUUUGGCUCAAGGGUUUGGGAAUUUCAAUUCCAACAGAGACAAAGCCAAGUAUAAUUUGGUGAAUCCUCAAAGACGCAACACAAUUGCUGUGCCUGCAGGAGGGUGGGCUGUCAUCAGAUUCCAAGCAGACAAUCCAGGAGUAUGGUUUGUGCAUUGUCAUGUGGAAGAUCAUAUGUUAUGGGGACUGAACACGGCAUUCGAGGUUGAGAAUGGACCAACUCCUUCAACUUCUCUCCCUCCACCACCUCCUGAUCUACCUAAAUGUUAG
Messenger RNA from Gastrolobium bilobum, 1704 nucleotides. Its product is annotated as laccase-7-like. Bases 1 to 1704 code for a protein of 567 amino acids. Lineage: Eukaryota; Viridiplantae; Streptophyta; Magnoliopsida; Fabales; Fabaceae. Gene Ontology annotation, cellular component: apoplast. The record is from RefSeq and is a predicted model, not a curated record. The transcript is spliced from 6 exons. Gene Ontology annotation, biological process: lignin catabolic process. Gene Ontology annotation, molecular function: copper ion binding; hydroquinone:oxygen oxidoreductase activity.